This is a messenger RNA of Pocillopora meandrina, 9255 nucleotides long. The record is from the annotation of a GenBank genome assembly. NCBI's taxonomy places the organism in Eukaryota, Metazoa, Cnidaria, Anthozoa, Scleractinia, Pocilloporidae.
UUCACUUCGUGAUCAGGCUUUCAAUUGUUUUUGUUUGCGUGGAGCUGGAUUUGAGGCUUAAUUUGUUGUCUAAUUACUGGUAAGUAACUGGAGCUCACUAUUCUAGCCGUGAUUUCAUUUAGAGCCACAAAUCGAAUAUUCAGUUAACAUUAUUCGUAACGUAAGCUUAAAAUAAGUGUACAUUCAACUUUGUUCAGGUGUUUGUUAAGGGAAUCUUAAUUAACACCUUCAUGUAAAAUAUGUUUCUUGUAAAGAGAUGAAAUAUUCUUAAUUUUGUUGUGUUAUUUAUUGAAAUGAAAGGGGAAAAUAGAAAAUUUUUUAGGGUUCGAACAUCAAAGUUCAUCAGAUCAAGGAUUGUGGGAGGAGCUGUUAAAUGAUGUUUUCAAAAACCAUAUCCCUUCAGCAGUAAGAUUUUCCUUAGAUACGAUUCCAGGCCAAAACAUUAAAGAAAAUUCAAGGUGUACUUCUAAAUUUCUUUUUUUUUCCUUUUUAUUCUCAGGAGAACAAUCUAGUCGAUUUUUAUUGGCCAUGGUAAGCUGUCUCGGGGUAAUUCGUUUCCUGGCCUGUGUUGCUGGUAUAGCUUUGUCAGUUUAUGCUCUCCACGUGGAGAUAUCAAAGGAACACAAUAAAGAAUACAAAGCUUUCUGUGACAUCAAUGAACACAUGAGCUGCUCAAAAGUAUUUUCGUCAAAGUAUGUGACUUUUCUCGUGUCAAUUUUUGACAAUUUUUUUUUUCUGUAUGAAACUCGUAUUUGACAUGUAGAAUGUGCAUUACUAUAUUACUAGAACAUUGUGUAGUAUUAUUCAUUAUGGAAUCUUCUUUUGGAUGCAAAUUCUUUCCUCCAGGUAUGGAACUGGUUUUGGCUUAGUGGAGCCACUCAUGGGGAAAGAUUCACCUCUCAAUGUUCCUAACAGUAUUUUUGGGAUUAUUUUCUACCUUUUGAUGUUUCUCCUUGGUAAGGAUAGUCAUUACUUAACCCUUUAAGUCCUAAGGGUGACUAACAUCUAACUUCUUCUCACAAUAUCACCCCUGAGUCAAACAUUAACAUCAAAAAUACUGGAAAUGAUUACAACUAAAGAAGCUCUUGAUUGUUAAAUAAAUCAGGAAAUGUGUAGAGAAUAUGCAUAACAAUCUAAUGGUGAAAAGGGUAAAUUCAAUAUUACUGCCAAUUAAUUUCAACACUUUUUUCCAUCAGUGUACUCUCUAGAAAAAGUAUAGACUGAUUAUAAAUCUGUGCUCAAAAAUUGGGCCAGUAGAAAAUUAAAGUGGGUUGAUAGAUUUAAAGACUCUAAUUGCUAUACCAAUCUACCAAUAUGUAGAAGAAGAAGAAAUUAUUUCUGAAAAGGAAGAUGUCAAUUAACCUACUUUUAGUGGAUUACUUUAUAAAAAGAAACAUAUUUAAUCUUUAAUCUGCAGUUGAGAGAGAUGAAGUAAGCUUCUUUGAUAAGUUCUCUGAAGUGCUGGUAAAAAAAAUAGUUUCGGAGCGGUGAUUUUCAUAACAUUUAUAAUUUCAGUACUAGUGUAAUAUGCAGUAAUACAUGAAGUUCAUUCUCUGAAAUUGAUAAUUCUCCAUAUUUACAUCACUUUUUUCAACAUUACCAGGAGAAAAUUUACCUUGAUUAGUCCUAGUACUGAGAGGGUAUAUUUUUUGAAUUUUUGCCUCAGGUCUGUCCUCCAACAAGUUUGCAGCCUGGCUGAUGUUCCUAUUUUCACUAAUGUCUUGUGCAGGAUCAAUAUAUCUAGGCUACAUUCUCUUCUACAUCUUACAUGACACAUGUGUUGUGUGUAUUUCAACAUAUGUGGUGAAUGCAAUCCUGUUGGUCAUUAGCCUGAUUACAGUAAGGUCUGCAGGGGAAAAAGGAGAUAGAAAAAAGAAAAAAGAAUAAAUAUUAUUAACCCUUUAACUCCCAUGAGUGACCAAGAGGGAAUUUCUCCUUACAGUGUCAAUUCAAUAUAAACAGACAAGUGAUGAGAGUAAAGAAGAAUGGUGAUUAGGAGAUUUUUGGUUGAUCCAAUACCAAAUUCUCCAAACUCCAUGAGAUCUUGGGAGUGAAAGGGUUAACAGUUAUUUUUUUUAAUAUAGAGGAAUUUUGUGAAAUGAUACUUGCCCUUCAAGAGAUGAUGUGUGUGUGAUCCAUUGCAAUAUUGAUAACAAAUAAAAAAAUUAAAAUUUCAGCACUGUCUUUUAGCAUUUUAAUGAUGAGAAUAUUGUUGUGGUCAUCCAGAUGAAGCCUCCUUUAACUUUGUGGGGUAACAACCUAUCAACUGGCCUUCUUGUUUAAUGCUUUUAUUUCGCAUCUCAGACUGACCCGUUAGAGAAGCUAAAGACAGCAAACUGUGAAUACAGAAAAUUCCUAUGUUUACAAGUUAACUUUCUCUUAUUUGUCCCCUUUGCUUCUCUGAAAUUAACCUUCUGGCUUCUCCCUGAAAUGAAUGAAACCUAUUCAACAAAUUGACACUAAAGAUUAUUUUGAGUUAAAUGGAAAAUGUUGUCUUUGUUACCCAUAACAUGCAUUCAUGCCUUUCAAUUGUUACAAGCUUUUUCUUAUGCAUUGAAAAUCACUACUGCCUAUUAUCCUGGGUGCAAGAGUGAUUGCAAGAAGCACAUUCCAAGUAUUUAUUACUCUAAUUAUUGAUAUCAAUUAUGGCAUAAGCAAUUUAAUUGUAAGGGAAAGUAUGUGAUUUCUUCACUUGAUAUCUUUUUCCGGCUUUUUUCAGAUAUAAGUGGAACGAAGAGGUUUUACGGGGUUUUCCCAUAGAGUUGUUAGUUUUCCGGUCGGAGUUUGAUUGGUAGCUGGCUACGUAAUGUGUUACUAUAUUUAACGUCAUCCGCUUUCCAUAUAAAUGACGAAACGUAGCUUAGUAACCGCUCAUUAUUCCGGUCACUCCGACAAGUACCUUAUAUAUCAAACAUGUUCAACGAUGCCUUAGUUUUGCGGAGUUCAGCGAAAGAAUGGCCACUGGAACGCGCACCUACAAGAUAAAAGACAAAAAUUUCGAGGUUAAGUUCGAGCUUGAUACUCGCUACAAGCUGUUGGAGAAUAUAGGCAAUGGAGCCUAUGGUGUUGUGUGUUCCGCCGUUGACACCAAGAAUGGCAUUAAAGUUGCAAUCAAGAAAAUUCCCCGAGCAUUCGACGUGGUGACUACAGCCAAACGAACUUAUCGAGAGCUCAAGAUCUUGAAGCAUUUUAAGCAUGACAACAUAAUCUCCAUUAAGAAUAUUCUUAAACCUCCUGAAGAUCUGGAGCAGUUUGACGAUGUUUACGUAGUUCUAGAUUUGAUGGAAACUGAUUUACACCAUAUUAUUCAUUCUCAGCAACAGCUGACCGACGAACACGUUCGCUAUUUUCUGUAUCAGAUUCUUCGUGGAUUGAAGUACAUUCACUCUGCAAAAGUCCUGCACCGAGAUCUGAAACCUAGCAAUUUGCUGGUCAACCAAGAUUGUGAGUUGAAGAUUGGAGACUUUGGAAUGGCCCGUGGUCUAUCUUCCUCUCCUUCAGAACAGAAGAGGGUAAUGACAGAGUAUGUAGCUACCAGAUGGUACAGGGCUCCUGAACUGAUGCUAUCGCUAAGUGAAUACUCGGAAGCAAUCGAUAUGUGGUCUGUGGGUUGUAUUUUCGCAGAAAUGCUCGGAAGGAAACAUUUAUUUCCAGGGACGAACUAUCUCAACCAGUUGCAGGUAAUUAGCACUUUCGGAUUUCCUUACAAGGUUUUGUUUUCUGAUUUAUAUUUACCAAAUGCAGGAAGUGACUGUGUGGAAAGAGAAAUUAAAAGAUAGAGAUUUAAAGAAUUUUUACCAUUUAGAAACAGAAGAGAAAGCCGUCAAUGCAAUUAUUGCAGGAACUAACAUUUGUCUCAAGGGUGGGGAGGGUGAGAGGUACGACCUCCUUCAUUGCAGUUUCUUUGAUGUCAGUGGAGGGAGGAUGCAGGAUGGAAAGUUAUCAGGAAAAAAGGCAACAAAUAGUGCAAACAAGUAAAAGCAAGCAAACUUGCACAAUCUUUCCAUCCUUUUCUUCAUUCACAGGAAGCGAAGGUGACACUUGACAAGUAAUUUAUUGAGUGUUUUUUUGUUAUAGCAUGAUUGAACAGCUAAAUUUUAUGUUUUAGAUUCAACAGGUAAAAUAUCCCUUGAUAUUACUGCUUAUCAUAAUUGUUCUCUUAAAUUACCUUUAUUUCAGCUUAUCCUCAGUGUUGUUGGCACUCCAUCAGAGAGUUUCAUUGAGCGAAUGGGGGCAGAACGAGUGAAGACUUAUCUUCAGCGACUUCCAAAGAAACAACCAGUCCCACUGGAAAAGCUUUACCCCGAAGACAAAUGCCAUCCUGAAGCACUGGAUUUGCUGGGGAAAAUGUUAAAACUUGACCCAAAUGAGAGAAUAUCAGUUGGUGAUGCACUGGCUCACAAGUAUUUGAAAGAAUACCACUGCAUUGACGAUGAACCAGUGUGCUUUCCACCAUUUGAAUUUGACUUCGAGGACAUUCCUUUUACUAAAGAUGAUCUUAAAGCAAGGAUACUGAAAGAAAUUGAACAGUUUCACAAAGAAAAGUCAUUGAUUUUGUCUCCCGUUUCAAGCCUUCCAAAAGAAUUACAGUCAAGUCAAGUUUCCUCAACACAAUUAAAAAAUGAAAAUGGUCAUGGUGCACUUAAGAAAGGUAACCUUUUGCUGUUAAGAUACAAAUAUUUAUUUUCCUGGAUGAUUUUUAACCCUUUAUACCCUAACAUCAGUACACAUAUUCUCCAUACUGUUCUCUUUACAUUUCCUAAGGUGCUGAUUAGGAGAAUUUGUUUAACAAUCAAGAGCCUCUGUAGUUGGGGAUCAUUUCCUUUAUUCUUGUCACCUCAAUGUGUGAUUCAGGGGUGAUAUUGUGAGGAGAAAUUAGAUGCUAUGCUUUCUUAGGGAUUAAAGAGUUAAUAACUAAAGUAACUGUCAUAUCCAUGGGAAAAUUAAAGAUGGCAAACAAGUAUUCUUCCCUUGUUUCUUUCUUCACCCUCUAAAAACCUGGCUUUUUCGGUGAUUGUCCUAAGCACCCCUUGGUUCAUGUUUUGAUGUCCACAGUGAACCUUCAAUGCAGAAAGACUGAUUACUAUUGAUGGCAAUUUGCCCUUCUUGCUUCCCUGUAUUAUCUUUUCAGUUCCUCUUUUUCUUCUUGCAUCAGUCUUAAGCUCUCAGUAGGUUCACUUAACUGUAGUCACCAUGUCAAAUGCUCAGGGAAUUUUCUUGAUUGCAACUUUGCUACCAUUCUUGGUAUCAUGUCAAGUAAAUUUUCACCUGAUUACUUGGUCUUUUCUCAUUGCUUGGUGGUUGGAUAAUGAAUAAUUGUGAAUUGGAUAAUUAUAGGGAUAGGUUACAGGUUCAUGUAAGUUGCUUGUAGUAGUUUGCUGGAUAACAUAUCUUUUGUCUUGGUUCUUGGUUUCAGGGAAUGGCCCAGUUUCCUCUUUGACUCUGGUGGAUGUUAAGCAGAAGAUGGAGCAAAAUUUGAAGAGGAAAAAAGAGAAAGAAGAGAAUAAAAAGAAGAAGGCCAAAGCAGCUAGAAGGCAAUCUGAAAAUAAAGAAAUCAAGUCAGAUGACUCCACUGGGCUCAGUGACAAAGAUAAAGAAAUGUUAGCUAGAUGGGAAAACAUGAGAAAACAAACCAAACCAUUUAUACACCCAAUCAGAAAAUACAUGCAGGACCUCAAGGAAUUAAAAGAUGAGGUCGCAGUUGGAGAUCCUCAACCAGGUACUACAGUCACCUCACAACCAGUUGUACCCCCUGGGAGUCAUGCACAGCAGCAGUUUCAGUUCACACAGUUUGUACCUCAGAACCAAAAUGGCUGUGUGACAGGAUUGAAAGCUGUUAAGGUCCCAAAUCAAGGGUCAAAUGCGAUGCAAACUCUACCAGGAAGUAGAAUGGCUGCACCAGGGGGUAAGUCUAACCUUGUACAUUUAUUUUUUUAUCAAUUGCUGUCAUAGGAUGGAGAAGUGGCAGUUGUGGUUUGUGCUCUUGUUUUGGGAUCGUACAGUCUGGGUGGAAGCCUUGGUUAAGUCACUGUAUUGUGUUCUUGGGCAGAAUACUUGUCUCUCUCUACUUUUUAGUAGAAAUGGGUAUCAGAAAACUGUCAUAGAAACCUGAAAAAAACUGUGGUAACCCUGUAAUGGACUGGCAUCCUGUCCUAAUUUUAUAAGAGAUAGUCAGUGUCAUCUGAUGGUUAAUUCCAUUUUUAAUAUAAUGUAGUUCAUAUCUGUUGUUGCAGGAAAGAUUGUUCUUCUAGCCCCCUGUGAAGUGGCUUCUCUACCACAGUCCAUGCUAAUAAACGUUCCUGUUCCAAUGGCAACUAAACAAUUGUAUCCCGCUUCUCAGAAAUUAACAACCCAUGGUCCGUCUAAACAAGUUUCUCUUACAAGCAUAAGCAGUCAAGAAAGUGUGGCUAGUGUGCAGAAUAACAGCACAACAAAUUCUGUUAGCAUGCCACUUCCGGCUAAAUCUGUUCUCACUUGUGCAAGCAGUACAGGUACUGGAAAAGCUGUCGGUAACAAUGCAAGCAAUCAAACAAAUAGUACUGCUGUUUCAUCUGCAGUAGAAAUAUCAAGUGCAGUGACUGGUGUCUUCACACAACUGCCAACAACUGCUGUGUCAUCAACCUCACUGUUGACAAGUUUGUCAUCUUCUGUUCCAGUUCUUUUGCAACAGUCAUCCAGGAGCUCUCAAACAUUUUUGACUCCCACUGUAGUUGGUCAGCCAGGAUUACCUUUAGGGGCCAAAGUCAGUAACCAAGAGGAAAUUGUGUCAACAACUGGAAACAAACCUGACUACAAUGCGAUGAGUACUCCCUCAAGGAACAUUCCUGUGGUUCUAAACAACUUGGUAAAUGCAGCAACUGUUGGUCAGGAACGACUACCAAUAAUUUCACAAACCUCAGCAAUAACUGAAUCACAUGUCAAAGUUUCUGCUGACAAAAGUAAUUCCUUGUCAAAAGCCUCAUCUCAAUUCAUGUCCACUGUAAAUGACUACUCUUUACAAAUACCUCUAUCUGUGUCAACUCAAGCUACACACACAGGGAGUAGCACUGCUCUUUCAACUGUAAGCAAUAUCUCUUGGAAUAAUGUUGCGCAAACUUGUACAGGUCAAGCAGUUCAAGCUUCUGCUAUAACACAGACCACAAGUGCUUUCCCAUCAAAUUCAACUUUCUCACAAUAUGGUUCAUCAUUUUCCUUGAGUGAUUCAGCUGUAUCAAAUGCAGCACCUUUAGAAACUGAGUUAAAUGUGUGCGGCAUGCCAGCACCUUCUCUUAUGAGUCCAAGAAGCCUUCAAGCCAUGUUACAAACCAUGCUGAGUACCACAGAUGCCCAGCUUCUUUUGAGUUCAAUGCUUAACUCUUCAGUAAUUCCACCCCCCAUCUUUAAACAAGCUGAUACUGCAAACAGUACAGCAACGAUGACCUCCACAGCAGCAGAACCCUUCCCAAAGAUAUCACCUCUUGAAAAAGGAUCAGAACAGUUCAUAUCACAGCAGAGUGAGUUCAAUACACAGGGAACUGAAGCAUCACAAGAGGACAAUGAGCUUAUCCCCGAGAGCAUCCAAGAUGCAUUUAGCGACCUCAAUGUUCAUGGGAUCACUGAGCAAGAAAGGUUAUCAGAGGAGGUAAUCUUUUCCAGUAUGCUGUCUUCUAAAGCAAAUGCAACUGGAAGUGGCUAUGGUUUAGGAAUUGAUUUUGAGGAACUUCUUGAUCAAGCUGGAAUUGUUCAGGAUCCGGUACUCAACAAUUUGUAAGUAUCAUCUCCACAUGCCACUGUACAAAUGAUAUGUCCUUCACUUCAGAUGAAUAUUGUGGGCCUGUUAUUUAAAUGAGGUGAUUAACCCAAACCAUGGUUUUAUGCAAUCAGUAGGCCUCACUGGCUUUCUCUAUAAGAAGGUUCAUUUUAUCAAAUACCUGUACAUGUCCUUCCACUGUUAGCAUUUUGCCCUCUUGACACUGUUCACCAAAAUAAAUGUUCACUCCCACAUGGUGCUAACAAUUUUCCUUAUAACUGUUCCAAAAAUUCUCUCUAAAUAUGCUAGAUGUAGGUAGACCUGGAAGCCCUCCUUCAAGGGAGACAAACUUUGGACUUAACUUGUUGUUAUGCUUUCUAAAGAGGCACCUUUCCUAGUCCUGAGGGUGUAUCCUGAGUGGAGGUACCUUUUUCUUAAUUGCAGAAUCAUUAUCAAGAGAUUUUUCAUCUUCUCUUUGCAGAUCCAGCCCUUAUAAAGAUUCCUGCUUGACGCUUCCAGGUAGCUUACCAAACAGUCCUUCACUAUCUGCUUCUCUGCUCUCUGACUGGUUGGAUGGCAAGGAUAUGCUUCCUGUUGAUAUGGAUGAGAUUCAAAAAGAGCUGGAAUCAAACUCAGUGCUUGCACUGUUCCAAGAAAUGGAUGAUUCUUGAUGUCUCUAGAUAUGUAUCGUUGUAAUAAAUUAAAUAAUGAUGAUAAUAAUAAUAAUAAUAAACUUUAUUCAAGUGUCGUGUAACUUUAGCAUGGUGUUGCUAAAAAAAUGUAAUAUUGUGUAAAUAAUUGUCAACCAUGUGGGAAACAUCACAGUUAUGCUCAGUUGUCAUUAAUUUAAAACUUAUUGGUGAUUAGCUGAACAGUUGACAUGUGUUUACGGAUUCAUGUACUGUUAUCAUGGAUUGUUGUUUUGGUCCUCACUGUUUUCAAAACACUGUGUCUGUUUGAAUGAGAGUCACCUCCUCUAAGUUAUGCUCAAUUAUGCUUAAUUAUUAUUAAUUGCAGGAUUGCAUCCUCAUUUCUCAGAUAUCCCUUAAUUUCCAAACUGUCCUUGCACUAUUUUAUUGAUUUAAAGCAAGUUUUUAGUAUAUGAAGAAGUUCGAGGUACAGCAUCUAUGGGGAUAAAUAGUUUUUUCUGCUCUUACUUGCUUCAUUGGUGAAAAGGAAAAAGUGAUGUGUUUCACUUUACUUGAUCACUGUAAUUCUUGAUCUUGAUAUACAUUUAUAGAUAUAUCAAGGCAUUGGGGGAAUUACGCUGAGGGUAAGGAAGGUGGUAAUGCAUUAGUGUUUUACUGGCAUCAUAUUAUUGACAAAGAGGGGGGUCACAUACAACCUUGAACUACUCCUCCUCCCCUUAGAUGCCUUUUUGAAUACCAGAUUGAGGCCUAUUAAAGUCAGAAGUUGAACUUUACUUUAAUUUGUGGAUUGUAAUAUAAAUGGGUUACAACAAAGGAUUUUUCAAACUUGCAAUUAAAUUUUUUUAUCUUGUUUAGACUGAAGUUUGAUCUGGGAUC